UUCUGAUGUUAUCAUUCUUUUUUCAGGUAUUGGUGGCUUAGCAGCAACAAUGGUCAAAAGGAGUUUGGUGCCAUGAUUGAAGAAAAGAAUAAGAAGAAGCAAUGUUGUGAAUGUGAUUCACAAGAGUUAUUGAUUUCACAUAGUUUAUGUUCUUUCCAGAGUCCUAGUCUCAGCUAUAAGCAAACCUACCCCAUUAAAGCAGAAGCACAAAAUCAGCAGAAAAUUGACCAAAAAUAUUGAACAAAACCAAAAGUUCACUGCGUUUGCUUCCAUAUAAGGAAAGUUAAAGAUUCAUUCUUAGGAAUCAAUGUUGUUUUUUAUCAGUACCCAACAACAAAACACACACCAAGAGAAAAGAAAAAUGCAAAAGCUGACCAAAAGAAUUGUAUGUUGCUUCUUGCUGAAACAACGGAUUGGAAUACCCUCAAAAGCUUAACAUUGCCUCUUCAAGCAACCAAUCUUGUUGCUACAAUUACCACAGAGCAUUGAGACACAGCAGAGGAAGAAACUGAACCAGGUAUCUAUCUGCAGAGAGCUCCAAUGGAAAAAGAGAUUUUGGAAAGUCUUUGGAAUGGUGAUGGAGAAUCUCAAGUUCAAGCAGCUUUGGAACUCUGCAGAUUAAGCAGAAAGCAGAGGCACAAGUUGGAAGAAAGUAGAGUCAUGGUUCCUCUUAUUUCCAUGCUUCAUUCUGAAAACUAUGAAGCAGUAGAAGCUGCUCUCUGUGCUUUGCUCAGUCUUUCCUUUGGCUCUGAGAGAAACAAGAUUCGGAUCAUCAAAUAUGGAGCUUUGGCAGUUCUGGUGAGUCUCCUCCACUGUGAUAGCCAGAGAGCAACACACUUGACUUUGGCAGCAAUGCUAACUCUCUCUUCUUGCAAAGCAAACAAGGUAGCAAUUGCUUCUUCUGGGGCUGUUCAGCUCUUGGUUGGGUUUGUAAACAAUAGCAAUUGCAGCAUUCAGUCUCAGCUUGAUGCUAUUGCUACUCUGCAGAAUCUUACAACCUGCAAAGAGAUUGUUCCAUUGAUUGUGUCUUCUGGGGUUAUGAUGUCCUUGCUUGAACUGAUCCACACCUCAGUAAAAUCAUCUCCAUUGGUUGAGAAAGCAAUUGGGUUGCUAGAAAACAUUGUGUCUUCAUCAGAGAGUGCAUUGUGUGAGGCUGGUAGUACUAUUGGAGCAAUCAGGAUACUGGUUGAGACUGUUGAAGAUGGAUCUUCAGUGAGCAAAGAGCAUGCAGUGUGUGUACUUCUCCUUGUGUGCCAGAGCUGCAGAGAGAAGUAUAGAGAGUUGAUUUUGACAGAGGGAGUGAUGCCAGGGUUGCUUCAGUUGAGUGUGGAUGGAACAUGGAGAGCCAAAUCCAUGGCUCGAGAACUUUUGUUGCUUCUGAGGGACUGCUCCAAUUAUAGCUCAAGAUGUAAACAGAUUGAUCAUGAGCUUGUAGAGAGGAUAAUGGAUGAAAUUGAAGCAGAAGGAGAGGAAUUGGCAGAUACUACUUUGAGAUUGGUGGAGGAGAUGAUUGCAAAGCUUCACGCUUAAUCUUUGCUUGCAUCAGUUUUUUCUUUUUCUUCUUUCUAACUUAUUGGCGUUAAUUAUGUUUUUGACAAGACUUCAUUGCUGAAAAGAUAUUAGUAAACUAAUGUAGAAUUGACAGCAUUGUUGUGUACAUAAAAUUGGUUCGGGUUUUCUGGUAUGUUUUGCUUGGCUUCUAAGUUUACUUGUUCCGAAUUACAAACCUUAGAAAUUUGAAUUCGAUUAGUUUGGGAUAAGAUAUGAUUGUCUCUCACUUUGGAAAAAGUGAAACAAAUAAACAUGUAUACGUGAUCCCUAGAAUCAUGUGGGGUCUUCACUCUUGGGUCAAGACUUAAAUCCCCCCAAUGAACUAAAGAGGUGAGGGAGUGCUUUAAAGGUAGUGGUUUAAACUUUUAAUGUAGGGGUACUGAGUUUUAAUCAAUAUUAUUAGUCACACUAGUUAGUAAGUAAUGGUUUCGAAUUAGAGUGUAAACCCUCUUAUACUAUUGCAACACUCUAUUGCAUAUUU
Messenger RNA from Vigna unguiculata (cowpea), 2032 nucleotides. Its product is annotated as ARM repeat superfamily protein. The record is from RefSeq and is a predicted model, not a curated record. Lineage: Eukaryota; Viridiplantae; Streptophyta; Magnoliopsida; Fabales; Fabaceae. Gene Ontology annotation, molecular function: protein binding.